ACUAGUAACUAUUAUGAUAGAGAAAUAUUCUCAUGAGAUUCAAGUAACUCCUUUAUAUAUAGUUAUCACUUAUCACAUCCCCUGAGUUCAUUGAACGAAAAAAACUUCUGAGCAAACAUUGCAGAGUAAGGAGAUGGGGUUUGGAGAAAUAUGGUCCCAACUAGGAUCCAUUAUGGCUAGCAUCAUGUUCGUGUAUGCCAUGUAUGAGCAGUUCUUCCCACCUCAUCUUGACAUCUAUGUUCGAAGGUUCACACACAAAUUCACAGGCAUUUUCUAUCCUUACGUCCAGAUAACUUUCCCUGAGUUCACAGGAGAGCAACUCAAGAGAAAUAAAGCUUACACUGCGAUCAGAACAUACCUCAGUGCAAAAUCAUCAAAAGCAGCAAGAAGGCUUAAAGCUGAGGUGGUGAAAAAUAGGCAGAACCCGCUCAUGCUUAGCAUGGACGACAAUGAAGAGAUCAUGGACGAGUUUGAGGGUGUCAAACUCUGGUGGGCUGCAUACUACACUGUCCCUAAGUCCCAGUCAAUUUCAUGGUACCCUUCUUCAGAUGAGAGGAGGUUCUUAACACUCACUUUCCACAGACGCCACCGGGAGCUCAUCACUACUACUUACAUCCAACAUGUGCUGGAUCAAGGCAAGGCGAUUGCAUCAAGGAACAGACAGCUGAAGCUGUUCACCAACAACCCCAGCGAUGAUUGGAAUGACUGGAAAAACACCAAGUGGAGCCACAUACCCUUUGAGCACCCUGCAAGGUUUGAAACACUGGCAAUGGAUCCAAAGAAGAAGGAGGAGAUUAUAAACGACCUUGAAAUGUUCAAAACAGGAAAAGAGUACUAUGCCAAGGUUGGGAAGCCUUGGAAGAGAGGUUACCUACUUUAUGGUCCACCAGGGACUGGGAAAUCAACCAUGAUAGCUGCCAUAGCUAAUUUCAUGAACUAUGAUGUAUAUGACCUUGAGUUGACAGCAGUCAAAGAGAAUACUGACCUGAAAAGAUUGUUGAUUGAAACCUCCAGCAAAUCGAUCAUAGUGAUUGAAGACAUUGACUGCUCUCUUGAUCUAACAGGCCAGAGGAAACAGAAAAAGGAAAUAGAUGAGAAUGAGGGUGAGAAAACCAAAAAUCCUGUUAAGAAGGCUGAAGAAGAAGAAGAAGAGAAGAAGAAGGCAAGCAAGGUAACACUAUCUGGGUUGUUGAAUUUUAUUGAUGGGAUUUGGUCAGCAUGUGGGGGAGAGAGGAUCAUCAUUUUCACAACCAACUUUGUGGACAAACUUGAUCCUGCUCUCAUUAGGAGAGGGAGGAUGGACAAACACAUAGAAAUGCCCUAUUGCAGUUAUGAAGCUUUCAAGGUGCUGGCCAAGAACUACUUGGGUGUUGUUGAUGAUUCACAUAGCUUGUUUCCCAUUAUUGAGAAGUUGUUGGGAGAGACCAAGAUUUCACCUGCUGAUGUUGCUGAGAAUCUGAUGCCAAAGUCAAGAACUGAAGAUUCUGAUACUUCCUUGCAUAAUCUGAUUCAGUCUCUUGAGAAUGCCAAGGAGGAGGCCAAGAAGAAGGCAGAGGAGGAAGCAAAGAAAAAGACUGAGAAUGAGGAAGCGAAGUUGAAGGCUGAGAAAGAUAAAGAGGAGUUGCCUCAAGAGGAAGAGGUGAAAGCAAAUGGAUAAUCUAGGGAAGAGGUGAACCAACCAUUGAUUUGGAUUUGGAUCAUAUGCAUGAGCUGCAUCUUUUUAUUUUGGCUUUUAACAAUUAUAUUUCAUCUUCUUAGUAUAAUGAUAGAUGUAUGUUAUUAUUAUAUUGCGUGAUCAAGUAUAGUUUAGACUACAUUUAAGAAUGAUAAACUGAAUUGAUGAUUCAAGGGUCAUGCUAAGAUUUUAUGAACUUGAAAGAAGCGAUAUGAACUUGAAAGAAGCUCAGCAUGAACUUGGUUGUACUUGUCCCAUCCAGGUUCUGAGUAUAGCGAUUGUUAUUUAUUCAACUUUGAUAUAUUCACACUUUUUUUUCGUUUU
This is a messenger RNA of Lotus japonicus, 1999 nucleotides long. Its product is annotated as AAA-ATPase ASD, mitochondrial-like. Gene Ontology annotation, molecular function: ATP binding; ATP hydrolysis activity. The record is from RefSeq and is a predicted model, not a curated record. Lineage: Eukaryota; Viridiplantae; Streptophyta; Magnoliopsida; Fabales; Fabaceae. The coding region runs from base 134 to 1657 and encodes 507 amino acids. The transcript has a single exon.